This is a messenger RNA of Eimeria tenella, 702 nucleotides long. RefSeq lists its product as uncharacterized. The transcript is spliced from 3 exons. NCBI's taxonomy places the organism in Eukaryota, Apicomplexa, Conoidasida, Eucoccidiorida, Eimeriidae. The record is from RefSeq and is a predicted model, not a curated record. Bases 1 to 702 code for a protein of 233 amino acids.
AUGCAGCCGCUGCUGCUGGCCGAGCCCCCACAGCAGCCGCAGCAGCAGCAACAGCAGCAGCAACAGGGGAUGGCGCUGCCUGUGGAUUUGUCCCCCUUAGUUGCUGCCGUGCAGCGGCAGCUCCACCUAGAACCGCAGCAGCAGCAGCAGCAGCAGCAGCAAGUGAUAUCUGCUGCAGUGUAUGCGCAGCAAGGGCUGCAGCGUGAGGCCUUGAUAGCCCAACUGGAGUGUAUAGACACCCCCUUGCCUUUGGAGGAGGCCCUGAGAGGCCACAGCAGCAGCAGCAGCAACAGCAACAGCAACAGCAGCAGCAACAGCAACAAUGACCACCAGGCAGAUGCGCUGCAGCAGCAGUUUGCGAUGCUACCGCUGCAGGAUUACCAGCAGCAGCAAACAACAGCGGAGAGUUUAGGCACUCCUGCUGCUUCACCACAGCCACUGCAGCAACAGCAGCAGCUGCUGCAGCUGCAGCAACAGCUGCAACAACCAGCACCGGCGCCCCAGCAGCAGCGAGAAGCGCAUCAGCAGCAGCAGCAAGCGCACCAGCAGCAGCAGCAGCAGCAGCAUUGGCGCCUUUACAUCGACUGCGUAUCUGUGCAGCUGCGUGCUGCAGGGGUAGCAGAUGCAGCAGCAGCAGCAGCACUGCAGCAGCUGCUGCAGCAGGUGUUGAGCUGCCAGACGGCCUCUGCGAGUACACCUUGA